UAAAUGGUCGGGUUGGGUGACCGAAGCAGGAACUGAAUCUUGAAUACAUUUUCAUCUCGCAUUGGCAUAGUACCUAUUUCACUGGCAACUACAAAUAACCAUAGCAAGACGGAUUACGGGGAAUUGAAUUAAAACAUUUAACUCUAUGUUGUAUAGAGUCAAAUUUACAACUUUACCAAGACAGCCCUUGGAUACAAAUAAAUAUAGCUAACGUUAAUAGAAAUAAAUAAACAAACAGUUACAUUGGGAGAACUUAAAAGUGAGGAUGAUUUUUUCCAAUACAGCUAACCCCGUGAGGACGACAUAUCGUAAACAGCAGCCUGUUGCUCCGGCCCCGCACCCCAUGGCUCCGCCCAGCCCCAGCACCAACAGCAGCACCAACAACAGCAGCAGCAGCAGCAGCAGUGCAGGCUGGGAACAGCUCAGCAAGACCAACCUCUACAUCCGCGGGCUGCCCCCGGCAACCACCGACCACGACCUAGUGAAGCUCUGCCAGCCGUAUGGGAAAAUUGUAUCAACAAAAGCUAUCCUGGAUAAGACGACAAACAAAUGCAAAGGUUACGGCUUUGUGGACUUCGACAGCCCCGCCGCCGCCCAGAAGGCCGUGUCCGCUCUGAAGACCAGCGGGGUGCAGGCGCAAAUGGCCAAGCAACAGGAGCAGGACCCCACCAACCUGUACAUCUCCAACCUGCCGCUGUCCAUGGACGAGCAGGAGCUGGAGGGCAUGCUGAAGCCAUUCGGCCAGGUGGUCUCCACCCGCAUCCUCAGGGACGCCAGCGGGACCAGCCGGGGGGUGGGCUUCGCCAGGAUGGAGUCCACAGAGAAGUGCGAUGCCGUGAUCUCACACUUUAAUGGGAAGUUCAUUAAGACUCCUCCAGGAGUUCCGGCUCCCUUGGAGCCCCUGCUGUGUAAGUUUGCGGACGGCGGUCAGAAGAAGAGGCAGAGCCAGGGCAAAUACAUGCAGAACGGCCGCGCCUGGUCUCGGGACGGCGACGUGAGACUGGCUGGGAUGACGCUCACGUACGAUCCCACCACAGCUGCUAUGCAAAACGGAUUCUACCCCUCCCCGUACAGUAUUGCAAACAGGAUGAUCGCCCAAACCUCCAUGUCACCGUACAUCUCCCCCGUUUCCACGUAUCAGGUACAGAACCCCUCCUGGGUGACACACCAGCCAUACAUCAUGCAACACCCGGGAGCGGUGCUGUCGCCCUCUAUGGAUCACACCAUGUCACUGCAGCCCACCUCCAUGAUGAACCCCCUGACGCAGCAGAUGAGUCACCUCUCUCUGGGCAGCGCAGGAGCGUUCAUGCCUGCUAACACAGCUAUGCAAGGAGCCUACAUUCCCCAGUACGCCCACAUGCAGACUGCAGCUGUUCAGGGGGAGGAAGGAAGUGGGCAACAGCAGGUGGAAUCGUCAAACGAUCACUCUUCAUACGCCUAUCAACCAGCCAAGUAGCAGAGAGCUGAAGGUGCGUUACCCCAGGAGACAGAGCGGUGUAACAGCAGAAACAAUCAAGGCUUCCUCUGAUGGAUCGUGCUUUACAGAUUUAUCAACAUUUUGCACAGGUUCUACGGCCGUUUUCCUUUCGUUUAUAACUGAAGCUAUGUUGGUGUAAGUUCCAUAAGGUGCAAAUGAAAAGCUUAAUGUCAUCAAAAGAAAGAAAAAAAAAAAAUAUUUUAAUAAAGAACAUUUAUUUUUUACCAAGGAUUGUCACAUGGACACAGAAACUCUGAGCUUAGAGUAUUGUGUGGCAUGAAGCUUAAGGUGCAUGACCGUAAGAUGUCUUUUGUUAAUAUUUUUUAUGAUUUUAAUGCAUUUUUCCUUUUGUUUUGUACUGAAAUAGGUUUUUUUUCUGAAGAUUAUUAGCCAGACGUCUUGAAAAGGAUGUUUUGUGCUUGCUGUGUGAGUGUUGCUAUGGUGAAGUGUUACAGAUUUCCUCUUGUAAAGUGUUUUGUCUUUUGGUCUAGAUCGAGCUGUCUGUUUUAUCAUACAGUUUGCCUUAAAUUUGUUCUUAGCUGUAUAGGCAACUUCUGAGACUAGAUGGGCAAGAAAUGUUGAAAACUAAUGCCUUGUAAAUCAGCUAGAUAGGGCUUUUUUUUAGGAUUUAGCUAAUUAAAUUCGCUGUGUUUAGAUGU
This is a messenger RNA of Conger conger (European conger), 2136 nucleotides long. RefSeq names its product RNA-binding motif, single-stranded-interacting protein 1 (gene rbms1b). The transcript is spliced from 14 exons. Lineage: Eukaryota; Metazoa; Chordata; Actinopteri; Anguilliformes; Congridae. Gene Ontology annotation, cellular component: ribonucleoprotein complex; cytosol; nucleus. The record is from RefSeq and is a predicted model, not a curated record. Gene Ontology annotation, molecular function: mRNA 3'-UTR binding; poly(U) RNA binding; poly(A) binding. The coding region runs from base 266 to 1456 and encodes 396 amino acids.